This is a messenger RNA of Brienomyrus brachyistius, 3783 nucleotides long. Its product is annotated as fas-binding factor 1 homolog. The record is from RefSeq and is a predicted model, not a curated record. Gene Ontology annotation, biological process: cilium assembly; establishment of epithelial cell polarity. Gene Ontology annotation, cellular component: ciliary basal body; ciliary transition fiber; centriole. The coding region runs from base 138 to 3608 and encodes 1156 amino acids. NCBI's taxonomy places the organism in Eukaryota, Metazoa, Chordata, Actinopteri, Osteoglossiformes, Mormyridae. The transcript has 28 exons.
AACUUGACAAUGUACUACAUACUAUUAACUUCUUGAAGCGAAAACCUUUUGGUCUUUUGCAUAAACCGGUUGCCCAUGGUGACUGACCGACGCUUCAGUUUCUCUGAUUCAAAUUUGCUCCCUCGUUAUUUAACUAAAUGAGUUUAAAACAGAAGAAAGGACUGAAAGGCUCCAUCGAUGAUGUACUGGGUGAUCUGUUGGGGGACGAUGGCUCUCCAGUUAGGACUCAGCCCGCGGUUCGUGUCUCUGGCAGGAGCGGCGUCCUGACGUCCCGUAGUGGGAAGCGGUCAUUACUGGAUGAUGACUUCUUUAGUAAGUUGGCGGAGGAGGUCGGCGAGGAUGAGGUGUGCUUAGAUCUGCUAUCUUCUUUGUACGGAGUAAAAUGGUGCUUCUCUUUCUCUAAUUGGGCUCUCAUGGUCUGGCAGGCUUCUGAUGUGUCGGAGGCUGAUCCAGCAGCCCUCCUGGAGAACAUAAAGGACAUGGAUGAGAUGGAUGCUGACCUCUUUGCACCAAAGAAGAAGCCGAGCUCCGCUCCCCUACCAGCCACCACUAAAGCUUCAGGGGCAGGAGGAGCUAAACAAGACCCAGCCCACUUGGUGGAGGGUGGAGCACUGGAACCGCGACAUGUGAUUGACUCUCCCAACGGCGAUGCCAAAAAGCCCAGCUCCGCCCCAGCGGCCGCCACACACAGCUAUAAGAGAUUCACCUUCGCCGAUGAGGAGGACAAAAAAGACACUGAUGACCCACUGGCUGAUCUACUGGACGAUAGAAAGGAAACAAAGAUGGCCGUCAGCGAUGCCGUUUCUGAGCAGAGAGGUCUGCCUGUGUCCGAGUCCCCCGUCAUUAAGGCGAGAGAGAUGGCCUCACCGAGCCGGGCUCCCGGAAAGCGGAACGAGCUGACGUUUGAUGAGGACGAGGACGACCUGAUGGACGCCCUGGGCUUUGGAGAGAGUCCAAAGGGGAAGGGGGGAAUUCUGCCCCACAAGAGGCCGAGUGAGCCCCCACAGCUGGUCACAACUAGGCUGGAUGAGAUUCUGGGCCGGGGGACAUCUCCACGCCUGCUUGAGCGCCCCCCUACUGGCGAGAAGAAGGAAGUACUUAUGGAGAAGCCAGCAAUUGCCAAAGACUCUGCCUUUGGGGACGGUGACUUCACGUUUGGCUCCUACCAGCCCACUGUGGUCUCCACGCCAGAGAGCCGGCAGUCACAAAGGCAGUCAGUCAGGUUUUCAGCAGAGGAGACUGGCAGCCGGUCGCCAGAGGGGAAGCCCAAAUCCCCCAUCGCUGGCUCUCCCUCUGCUAAGCGCCACAGCAAGCCGGCAGCCAGUAGGCCAACGCUUCAGCACGACAGCCAAAUGCUGGAGGAGAAGCCGCGACUAGCCCCUCCCCUUCAUUCACGCCCCAGUAACCCCGCCGCUGAUUGGCUAGGCCUUAGCCGGGAUCCGGAGGAGCAGGAGGAGGAUCCAGAGGUGAAUGGUGGCCAGGGAGCCCCACCGCCAAUGGGAGCCUCGCAGGGAAGUGAGCGCCCUUCAUCUGACGGGAAGCCGCCCCUACCAAACGCUCCUGCUAGCGAGGAGGCCAAAGACUGGCUGGCAGGAGCACUGACCCGGAAGAAGAACCUUGCAGCCGCCAAGGCGGCCGUGCCCCGAGACCCCCAGGGUGGCGGCGAUGAGGUGGACCUGGACUCCUUCCUCACGAGUAAACUCAGGUCACCACCAACUCCUAGGAGGAAAGGGGAAGACGCUGUACCUACCAAGGAAUCGAGUUCCUCAUUGCCAUGGGAGACCUCGAGCAUGCAAGACACUCCAUCUCGUCAUUCAAGUCCAGUGAAGGAGGGCCUACCCAAACCUGUGCCACCCGAGAUAAUGGGGGGGAACAGUGCACCCAUUCAGUUGCUGCAGUCCCCACUGCCGGGGACAGGGGGCGCCGUGCAGAGGAAGGGACCGGAGCAGCAGGCGGGGGAGCUGUCCCUGCAAACCAGCAUGAUCCAGCUAGAAGGCCAGGUGCGGAGCCUGCAGCUGGAACGCGACCAGCUGAAGAUGCUGCUGGACAGUGUGCAGCAGAGGCACGGUCAGGACACCGAGCUCAUGGAAGCGGCUCACAAGUCCAGGGUGAAGAUGCUGGAGGAGUCGGCGGCCGAGAGGGAGGUGCGGAUGCGGCAGGAGAGCGAGGGCCUGGCGGAGCGCCUGGCCAGUGUCACCCGGCUGGCGGAGCAGGAGCGGGCCGAGCUGCAGGCGCAAUACCAGCGCCGGCUGGCCCAGAAUCAGCAGGAGCGGGACCGCGAGGUGGAGCGCCUCCGGGAACUGCAGCGGAGAUCCAUCCUAGAGAUGAAGAAGGACCAUGAGGAGCAGGUGCAGAGGCUGAAGCAGCUGAAGGAGGAGGAGAUCGACGCUGUGACCAGCGCGACGUCUCAGACCAGGUCUCUGACAGUGGUGAUCGAUCAGAUGGAGCAGUUCUCCCGGCGGCUGGGCGAGCUGUCCUCACGUGUGGAGAGCACGCAUGAGCACACGGCACAGGGACUGGAGCAGGGCGCGCGGCACAGGGACCAGCAGCUCCGAGUUCUGCAGGAACGGCUAGACCAGCAGCAGAGCCACAUGGUUGAGGAACGUGCGCGGCUGAAGGAGGUCAUCGACAGGAUGGGCAUGCAGCUAGCGGAACAACAGAGGCAGCUGGAAAAGGAGCGAUGGAGGGUGUCGGGAGAACAGGCCAAGGCAGAAUCAGCCCAGAGGGGGCUGGAGGAAGAGAGGCGGGCCUUAAUGCAGCGCCUUUCUGUGGAGAGGGAGGAGCUGGAAAAAGCAAAGAGUGCCCUGCUGGAGGAGCAGCAGGCUGUGAUGCAGCGCUGUGCGGAUGAGCGUCGGAGGCUGGCAGCCGAGUGGGCGCAGCUGCAUGCGCAGGAGAAGCUGCAGCAGGAGCGUGCGGAGCGGGAAGCCAGCCGGGCCCUGGAGAGGGAUGCCCACCGCGAGGGCACCAUCAUCAGCAUGGCCCAGGAGCACGCCGACCUGAAGCUACGUGCAGGAGAGUUGCGGCUUCAUGAGGAGAUGGCGGCCAAGGAGAAGGCGGAACUGGAACGCCAGAGGGCGGAGCUGGACAGGGAGAAGGAGAAGCUGAGCACAGCCGCCCUGCACCUCAAGACACGGGCUCAGGAGGUGGAGGCCUUCAGCAAGCUGGCCUCAGACAGGUACGAGGAGGGGGAGAGAGCUCUGCAGGAGGCGCGGCGGGUGGAGGAGGAGCACCACACCCGCCUGAGCAGCAUCCGCACCCAGGUGGAGCGGCUGCGGAGCCAGGAGCAGCUCCUGAACCAGGAACGAAAGCACAUAGCAGAACAGCGCCAGGAGGUGGAGCACUUGAGGCGAGGGCUCCCCAUCAGCCCCCAGCUUCCUGCCGCCCCCAUCCUCACAGAUGUGGCUCCAGCGCUGGGUCUGCCUCCCUCCACAUUACCCCCCCAGUCUACAGCCCUCCUGAGCCCGACAGCAGCUCCUGAGCUUCACCUAAAACUUGCCCUCCUCAGGCACACGGCGGAAAAGGACCGGGACUUCCUGCUGGAUGAGCAGAUCUUCCUGGAAACGCUGAAGAAAGCGCCACAUCAUCCUGCCUUUCACACAGCCUGUUGACCGCCUGGGCACCUGCACGACCAUGUUUUAUAUAAUAAACCCAUUAUAUACACAAAUUUCUUACCAACAUUGUCUUUUCCAUCUCCUCUUUUGAGCUGCAUUUUAUUUCAUGUCACACAGCAUAAUGGUAAGACCAUCGUCUUUCCUAUAAUGAAUUAAAAACUGUUGUAAGAGA